Sinocyclocheilus rhinocerous is the source of this 2492-nucleotide messenger RNA. Its product is annotated as bifunctional 3'-phosphoadenosine 5'-phosphosulfate synthase 2-like. The record is from RefSeq and is a predicted model, not a curated record. Gene Ontology annotation, molecular function: adenylylsulfate kinase activity; ATP binding; sulfate adenylyltransferase (ATP) activity. Gene Ontology annotation, biological process: sulfate assimilation; 3'-phosphoadenosine 5'-phosphosulfate biosynthetic process. The transcript has 12 exons. Bases 218 to 2062 code for a protein of 614 amino acids. NCBI's taxonomy places the organism in Eukaryota, Metazoa, Chordata, Actinopteri, Cypriniformes, Cyprinidae.
CCGGUACACUGCUCUCCAUUCACCGUAUGCAGAUUGCGGGAGCCGGGAGGUUGGACGAGGGCAGGGCCGUUAGAAUGUGACGUGUCUCGCGACACUCUUAAAAACACUUCUCUUUCCGCGUCUCCACAAACUACCUUCAAGAAGUUCACCUGCGAGUUCAUUCUGCCCCGCCUCCGAGCGAAGUCCAAUCCCGAGCGCACUUCACUACCGGAGCGAGAUGCCUGGAAAUGCAACACCAAAACCGGUUCUGCAAAAGUCCACUAAUGUGGUUUACCAGGCCCAUCAUGUCAGCCGCAGCAAGAGAGGGCAGGUCGUGGGAACCAGAAGAGGUUUCAGAGGAUGUACAGUCUGGCUCACAGGUCUGUCAGGGGCUGGUAAGACAACGGUGGGAUUCGCUUUAGAGGAGUAUCUGGUCUCUCACGCCAUUCCCUGCUACUCUUUGGAUGGUGAUAACAUUCGUCACGGCCUGAAUAAGAACCUCGGCUUUACUUCUGUGGAUCGAGAGGAGAAUAUUCGCCGUAUUGCUGAAGUGGCCAAACUGUUUGCAGAUGCUGGGCUUGUUUGCAUUACAAGUUUCAUCUCACCGUUUACCAAAGACCGUGAGGAGGCCCGGACGAUCCAUGAGAAAGCAGGUUUGCCAUUUUUUGAGGUGUUUGUGAACGCUCCUCUGGAGGUGUGCGAGAGCAGAGAUGUUAAAGGACUCUACAAAAAAGCAAGAGCAGGAGAGAUUAAAGGCUUCACCGGUAUAGAUUCUGAGUAUGAGUGUCCAGAUGCUCCUAAGCUGAUUCUGAAGACCGGAGAGCUCACAGUGAACGAAUGCAUUCAGCAGUUGGUAGACCUUUUGAAGGAGCAGAGCAUCGUUCCCAGUGGAGUUGUAGAGGAGAUUAAUGAACUCUUUGUGCCUGAAAACAACCUCAAGGUGGCACAGACAGACGCCAGCACCCUGCCCUCUAUCAGCAUCACCAAGUUGGACUUACAAUGGGUGCAGGUGUUGGCUGAAGGAUGGGCUAGUCCUCUGAAGGGCUUCAUGAGGGAGAGAGAAUACCUACAAGUCAUUCACUUCAACACCCUACUGGAUGGUGGUACCAUCAACCUCUCAGUACCCAUUGUCCUUCCUGUUGCCACGGAGAUUAAAGAACGUCUACAAGGCAGCAUGGCUGUGGCUCUGGAGUACCAGGGAAAACGUGUCGCCAUCUUACGCAACCCAGAGUUCUUUGAGCAUCGAAAAGAAGAGCGAUGUGCUCGCCAAUGGGGGAUAACCUGCCCCAAACACCCUUAUAUAAAGAUGGUUUUGGAAAGCGGUGAUUGGCUGGCAGGAGGUGAGCUAGAGGUAUUGGAGCGAAUCAGAUGGAAUGAUGGGCUGGAUCAGUACCGUCUCACUCCACAGGAGCUGAAGCAGAAAUUUAAAGAGAUGAAAGCAGAUGCAGUGUUUGCUUUUCAGCUCAGGAACCCGGUGCACAAUGGCCAUGCCCUGCUUAUGACUGACACGCGUCGACGAUUGGAGGAACGUGGGUAUCGAAGGCCAGUGCUACUUUUGCAUCCUUUGGGUGGCUGGACCAAAGAUGAUGACGUGCCUCUGGAUUGGAGGAUGAAACAACAUGCAGCCGUGCUGGAGGAUGGCAUUCUAGACCCACAAUCCACCAUUGUGGCCAUCUUUCCCUCCCCUAUGAUGUACGCUGGGCCUACAGAGGUCCAGUGGCACUGCCGUGCAAGGAUGGUAUCAGGUUCUAAUUUCUACAUUGUGGGUCGUGAUCCUGCUGGGAUGCCCCACCCAGAGUCAAGACAGGACCUGUAUGAUCCAUCUCAUGGAGGUAAAGUUCUGUCCAUGUCCCCUGGACUCACCUCUGUGGAAAUUAUCCCCUUCAGAGUGGCUGCAUACAAUAAGACCAAGAAGGCUAUGGACUUCUAUGACAAAGACAGACAUGCUGAUUUUGAGUUCAUCUCUGGGACCAAGAUGCGCAAACUGGCCCGCAGUGGAGAGAAUCCUCCAGAUGGCUUCAUGGCCCCUAAAGCCUGGAAGGUCCUCACAGAGUAUUACACUUCUCUACAGAAAGAUGAGUGAUGACACAUACAAGAAGUUCCAACAAACAGAAAACCUCAGAUCACAGUGCACAUGGUCCACAUUGAGAAUGACUCAGCACAAUAAACUACAUCGAGGCAUUGAAAAAUUAAGGCAUAUACUUACAACAAGCUGGUAGCAAAGGUGGUCAAGAUUUCCUGUGAAGAAUUAUUUUACUACAGAAUUGUUUUUAACUGGAAAUAUGAACAUGUUUUUUCAACUGUGACAUUUAAACUGAUGUGCCUUGAUUAACAGAUUGUCAAUCCCAAAGAGAUUAUGAGAUCUUGUUCUUAAAUUGUAUUUAGAAACAUGUCUUGUAAGCUUUAGAAAGCACUUAAAAGAAAAAGUACAUCAAUUGUAAUCUAAAUGAAGCAAGUACUCUACUGUUAAAAAGUUUGGGGUCGAUAAGAUUUUUACAUGUAAAUGUAAUUUA